AUUUCAUUGUUUACUUUUGCUAAAGUGACAUUUUUAUGUUGUAAAUAAUAAAAUAUACUAAAUAAAUAAUGGCAAGUAGCAGUAAAAAGACAUCAGAAACCUCAGGAGAUCAUUUCAGACGAACUUGGGAUAAAGAUGAAUUUGAGGAAAAAGCAAAAUCUAGGUUAAAAGAAGAUCUUGCUCUUCUUGAAGAUGAUAAUGACAGAAAAAGUAGGUCUGAUCCUCCAGUUCAAAGGGAAAAACUAAAAGCACGUCAUUAUACAGUUGAUUUAGAUUCAAAAUUAGGGAAAUCUAUUAUUAUUACUAAAACUACACCUUUGCAAGAGCAAGGUGGCUAUUAUUGCAAUGUUUGUGACUGUGUUGUAAAAGACUCUAUAAAUUUUCUUGAUCAUAUUAAUGGAAGAAAACAUCAGCGUAAUAUGGGAAUGUCCAUGAAGGUAGAGCGCUCAUCGUUAGAUCAAGUAAGAGAUAGAUUUGCUUUGCUUAAAAAACAGAAAGAGCAGGAAGAGAAAAAAAAAGAAUACGAUUUUGAUGCUAAAAUAAAAGAAUUAGAGGAAGAGGAAGAAAGAGCUCGUCUACGUAAAAAAGGGUUAAAAGCCGAAAGAAAAAGAAAACACGAAGAAUCCUUAAAAGAAUACCAAGAUGAUGAUGUCGCUGCGUUGAUGGGUUUUGGCGGCUUUGGAAAAUGAAUAUUGUUUAUUAUUUAUUCUUAAUAAAUAAUAUUUAAACUGA
Molecule: messenger RNA, 732 nt
Organism: Hydra vulgaris (swiftwater hydra)
Lineage: Eukaryota; Metazoa; Cnidaria; Hydrozoa; Anthoathecata; Hydridae
Product: zinc finger matrin-type protein 2
Biological process (GO): mRNA splicing, via spliceosome
Cellular component (GO): U4/U6 x U5 tri-snRNP complex; spliceosomal complex
Molecular function (GO): nucleic acid binding; zinc ion binding
Source: RefSeq, a predicted model, not a curated record